Molecule: messenger RNA, 2318 nt
Organism: Anguilla rostrata (American eel)
Lineage: Eukaryota; Metazoa; Chordata; Actinopteri; Anguilliformes; Anguillidae
Product: zinc finger protein 28-like
Exons: 2
Coding region: 347-1219 (290 amino acids)
Biological process (GO): regulation of transcription by RNA polymerase II
Molecular function (GO): DNA-binding transcription factor activity, RNA polymerase II-specific; RNA polymerase II cis-regulatory region sequence-specific DNA binding
Source: RefSeq, a predicted model, not a curated record
CAAUGGCAACCCAGAAAUCGCAAUACCGCAGCCAAUCAAAAACGAAUCUUGCUGCGGUUAUGAGGGUAGAAACCGGAGGGCUUGGAAAUCGGAAGCUUUAAUAUGGUUUUGAGAUUGCUUGUUUUUAGAGUGCGCUGAUGGAUAAAUCAUACAGAAAGCUUGUUUGAAACAGCAAGCUUUAUGGUUUGCGACAGGUUAACCGUUACAGUAGGAGCUAUUGGUACGAUUUCUUUCUCGACACUCGUUUGAACGACAUGCGUGAGUUACAUGUCGGAUAGGCUACAGAAACAGAAUUUACUGGACCAAGAGGAACUCAGUUACGGCCUGCUGUGCGAUUGUUUGCGUGAUGGAGCUACAAGCGGCGAGUUUUAAACAGGAGCCAGUAGAGGAGGACCUGGGGCUGGAGCCUGUAGCCAUCAAACAAGAGCUCCUCCAGACAGAGGUGUUCUCCAUCAAAGAGGAGGUGCCGGAGUUGGAGGAGGCCGCGCCAGAGGGCUGUCCGGAAGUGAGCUGUGUGCAUAUCAAAGAGGAGGUGCUGGACAUGGAGCCGGCCUACAUUCACAGGGUAUUUCCGGACGCUGAGCUUUUCUGCAUGACGGAUUGUGGGCGCGCGGUUGUGGACGGUCAGGGCGCAGAGGGAGAAGGGGACCCGGUCACGGAAGCCUUCUGCGUCCCACACAGCUUCUUCCUCUCGGACCGGCUGUCCCCAGCUCAGCGGGGGGGUUGCCCCCACAGCCGGGGUACCCCCCAGCACUUCACCAUCCGUGCCGACGGCUUCACCCCCCGCAUGAAUUUCCCGUGCCCGCGGGACCUGGACCCGGACCACAAGCCGUACCUGUGCGUCGCGUGCGGGAAAGCCUUCCGCCGCCUGGACCACCUGCGGCGGCACCAGAGCAUGCACUCGGGCGAGAAGCCCUUCCGCUGCAGCAGCUGCGACAAGCGCUUCUCCCUGCGCCGCAGCCAGGAGGCGCACCAGCGCCACUGCAGGGGCCUGCGGGGCUGCAGCUGCCCCAUCUGCGGCGACGUCUUCCAGAGCUUCAGCAACCUGCAGCAGCACCAGCGCAUCCACGACGGCGAGAAGAGCUACGAGUGCAGCCGCUGCGGCCAGAACGACAAGCAGUCCAGCUACUAUCGGCAGCACCAGAGAGUGCACUGCGACGACCAGCCCUACCUCUGCUCGCUCUGCGAAAAACAGAUGGAGUGCUGUGAGAAACACUGACCUCUGCUGGCACAUCCAGGGCACUGCUUGUCCCCUUGACUCAGCCCAGAGGACAGCCCUGUCUGUGGAACAGGAACCCUCUAACACCCCAUUGGAUGAGUGGCAUCCCUUUAAUUUAUUCCUCUUGCUCUCAGCGCUGAACAGUCUGUCAGAAUGGAUACACUCCAUUAAGGGAGUUAUGAGGCAUUUUUCAGUAAGGCAGUGGGUCCUCCCCCACCCAGGGAAGGAUUUAGAAAUGAUUUGUGCAGGGACAAAAUAUGCCCCCCCCCCCGUGCACAUGCAUGCACACACACACUCACACACACACACAUGCACACACGCACACACACACACCCAUGUGCAAAUGCACGCGCACACACACACCCAUGUGCAAAUGCAUGCACACACACACGUACAUGCAAAUGCACACACGCACAUACAACAUACAAACACACACAUAAUUGUCAUUUCCAUGUGGUAUAUAAUUUAACAAAUAUUGAUAAGCAAUAGUAAGAGCUUCCUGAUAAAGGAGGUGUAAUGUUGCACACUAUAAAUUAUAAAAUAAUUUUGUGUCAAAACUUCAUAAUGGAUUGAAUUUAUAUUUAAUACAUUUUUAAGGCAAAAUAUGCCUGUGUCAAGUGAAAUGACUGUGGAUGGAAGUUCACUGAGAGGUAAAAAUAUAAUUAUCUCCAAAAGUACAGCACACAGAACUAUUCACUACUCUGAACUGCAAUACCCACAACUACAAUGCUCAGAACUGCAGUACCCAAAACAUGCACUCAGAAGUAUAAUGUUACAUAUUGUUAUGAAGCGCAUGGUUUUCUGGUAAAGGUGACGGUUGUGGCGUGGACUGAUGAUGUCAUUAUUCAUGUUGCACAGUGGGCUACUCUCUCAGAGGCCUCGGAAUGAUCAUUUGGUGAUGUCAUACCAGGACGUGUGUGAGAGUUCCAUUACGGGGUCUUAAUGAGGAGCUGUAAUGCAUCUGUAGAUUCACUCCAGAACAGAUACUGCAGAAAACGGAACCAGAGCUGAAAGGCCGCUUUUCAUUUUUAUAUUUCCCUCGAUUCAUGUCUUAUCUCCAGACUGUUUCAUCUGUGCGGAUUAAACUGGCUGAAAUAUU